AUGCCGUCGAUGGCGCCGGUAGAGCUCGACUUCCUCGGCCUCCGUCCUGCUGCUGCUGCUGCUGCCGCCGCCGACCACAACCACCACGGCAGCACCACCUCGUCCUCCUCCUCCAUCCGAGGCAUGAAGACGAGCGCGAUAGCGAGCAUCGGGGCGCACCAGCUGCGCCGCGUCAUCGUCGGCGACGUCGAGGCGCCGCCCAAGCAGCAGGCUCCGAUGACCGUCUUCUACAACGGCGCCGUGGCCACCUUCGACGGCGUCUCCCAGUUCAAGGCAGAGGCUAUAAUGAAGAUGGCGAUGGAGGUUACUACCUCCAAUGGAGGCCGCGUUGUCGUCCGUGGCGACGCAUUUGCUGGAAAUUUGAGCAAAGACGACAUGCCACUCACAAGAACCAAAUCGCUGCAGCAGUUUCUGCAGAAGCGAAAAGAGAGGCUGAGUGGGUUGGGUCCGUAUCAGCUGGGAAUGGGACCGGGAGGAACCAGCCGCGUUGGUGCAGCGACGACCAACAAGUCGUUCCAUGUGAAGGAGGAAGCAGCAGCUUAG
Molecule: messenger RNA, 543 nt
Organism: Miscanthus lutarioriparius
Lineage: Eukaryota; Viridiplantae; Streptophyta; Magnoliopsida; Poales; Poaceae
Source: the annotation of a GenBank genome assembly